Messenger RNA from Prorocentrum cordatum, 1386 nucleotides. The record is from the annotation of a GenBank genome assembly. Lineage: Eukaryota; Dinophyceae; Prorocentrales; Prorocentraceae.
GAAACGUCCAAAUUGUUCCACAUCGACCGAUUUUGGGUCGCCCGCGGCGUUUAAAGUUGAACGCCGCUGGCGGGGUCGCCGCUGGCGGGGUCGCCGCCGGUCGACACAACACGAACCUACCGUAGCCUUUGUGACUCAAGCUGCUUAAUUGACUCCAGUGUUUCGCUCUGCGUCGUACUCUCCCGCGAACAUGUCAGGGUUUGUCAUGCAGCGCUCUCAGUCAAUGAUGAUCAGUGACGAAACUUUAGGGUCGAUUGGCGAAGCGCUCGACAGCCGGCAUUUCCGUGCCGCGCUCCAAGAAAGGCUUGCUGUUGUCGAGUCCGUAAGCGUCGACAGCAGGGAGAAGAUCGGGGUGCACGUGAGCGGCUUUACUUUGGCGAUCUGCGCUGGAAUGGUCAACGCCGUGGCAUUUGCACAGUUCGGCACGUACGUCAGCCACGUUUCCGGCUCUUCCACUGCGAUCGGGCUCCGCCAGUUCGGAGACCAGGAGGGGGACGUGCCGACGCCAGCGCUGCUCGUUCUCGACUUCGUCAUCGGAUCAAUCCUGUGUGGCCUGCUCAUCCCCAAAGCGACGCUCAAGCUCGGCAAGGCGCCGUACUCGUCCGCCCUUAUGCUGCUCGCGCUCAUCAUGGCCACCCCGACGCUCGUGACCGGCUACGGCAUCCUGGGCGCGCACCUCCUGGCCCUCGGCUGCGGCCUCCAGAACGGGCUCUGUUCGUCCUGGAGCGGGAACGUCAUCCGCACGACGCACAUGACCGGGACGGGCACGGACCUCGGCCUGGCCGCGGGCCGAAUCCUUUCCAGGUUCCUGACGAAGCGUCUGUCCGUCAGCAACUUUGCGCCUGAGGACUGGGAGGAGCACACCGUGGACAGGAACAAGGUGCUCCUCAUGUCUCUGCUGCUCGCCGGCUUCAUCGGGGGCGCUUACGCAGGCACGAUCAUGUACAACGUCUGCGGGCUCUUCACGCUUCUUAUGCCUUCGUGCCUCUACUGCGGCCUCGCCGUCGUCCACGCCCUCUUCGUCCGCUCCCAGAAGGAGAGCAUCAACAAGUCGGCGGCUCUGGAGGCGCAGUUCGAGCGGCAGCUGAGCGGAGCCAGCGACGGCUUCGGGCGGCAGCUGAGCGGAGCGAGCAGGCAGUCCAGGCAGUCCAAACUCCUCGGCGACAUCAAGGAGGAGGAGGAGGACACGUCCCUGGCCGCGGCGUAGCCAGAGCGCCGUGGGCACAGCCUCCUCCUCGCCACUGUCGCCGCCUCCCUUUGCGCGGGGGAGACGAGAGACGGGAACGCUUGGGGUGGGGGACGGGUCUUUCCCCAGUCGUGAGGGUUGGAGUGCUUCUGGUUCCCAGCUCUCGCCGUGUUUUCGGUAGCAAGUUCUCCAGCCCGGCG